This is a messenger RNA of Tetrahymena thermophila SB210, 2478 nucleotides long. RefSeq lists its product as hypothetical. The record is from RefSeq and is a predicted model, not a curated record. Lineage: Eukaryota; Ciliophora; Oligohymenophorea; Hymenostomatida; Tetrahymenidae. The transcript is spliced from 4 exons.
UACUUCUGCAUUUCUUUCAUCAAUAAUAAGAUUACAAGUAGAGUAAUGGCUGAUUACGAAGUUGACGCAAACCCUGAUUAAGAAAAUGCUGAUAUUUUCUAGUCAAACAUUAGGUAAAUAGAAACAACAAAUCGUCUACUAGCUCAUAUUGAAGACAAGCUUAACAACUUAAUUUAUAACAAAAAGCAAUCUCCUAAAGCCAAUAAAUUUUCUACAUUCACUAAAAAAAAUGCAGAAAGUUAAUAGGCAUAUAUAGACAAAAAUAACUAAGACUUUAAUAGGGGGAAGAGCUCUUUUCAUGAAAAUAUAAAUUAAAAUGAUUUUAUUAGAACUAAUAAAGUAAAUCAAGCUUAGACUGGUCAAUUUUUUCAUUAAGGAGCCUUAUAAUAAUAGCCAGAUGAAUUCUAAGAAAAUUACAUAAAUAACUCAAAUUAUUCAAAUCAAUAUUCUAAUUAACCAUAGCUAUUUUCAAAUUCUACAAGAAACCUCUAUAAAAGCAAUUAAAAUCCUUAAGGUGUAAAUUCAAAUAAAAAUAAUUAGAGCAGUUAAAUGAAUAGUUUGUUAUUCAAUCCACAAAAUAAUGGUAUAACCAGUACUAAAUCAAAUAGAAGUUAGUCAGAGUUUUAACCUAUGUUUAUAAAUAAUUUGCAAAGAGUUGAAGAUAAUACAAGCAGCAACAGAAAUAAAUUUGAUGAGCUGAAUUACUUGCUUUUAGGAAGAGAAGAUUAAGAUCCCUCUCCAAGUUAAAUUUCAUCUGGCAACAAUCAAUAAAUACUAGGUGGUACAUUAGAAUAUACAAAGAGCAAUCACUUUAACUCAGCAAACAAAUAACUUGAAAUUGAUUCAGCAGAUAUGAAUUCAUACAAAUCAAGAUAGCAACUAAAUUAAGAUAAUAAAUUCAAUAACUAAGAAUCUUAAAGAAUUUCAGAUAAACUAAGGGAAGCAAAUGGUUUAACUAUAAGGAGUCCUUAAAAUUAGCUAUUUUAAAAACCUUAAAAUAAUGACGAAUUAUUGGUUUAAAGAAUUGAUAGGAUGGACAAAUUCUACGAAAAUAAGAUAAAAAUUCUGAGUGAAAGAGUAAGUUUGUUAGAAAAAGAAAACCAAGUACUAAUUGAAUAGAAAAGUGAUUUAAAUUUAGAGGUCAUCAAACUAAAACAGAAUAUACCUUUAUCAUCUACUAGUAACCAUAAUAGUAGUAAGUUUUCUACCCAUGAUAAAACAAGCAAAGAGCAAGAGAGAAAAAUAAUUAGAUUAGAACAACAAAUCCAAGAACUUAGCUUAUAAAAUUCCAAUCUUGAAAAAGAAAAGAAAGUAUUAGUAGAUAGUCUGUAGCAUGAAAUUCAAGAGUUGAAAAACUAAAAUUUUAAAUUAAUUGAUGAAAAUUAAUCUUUAAGAUAAGAAAUGAGAGAAAGAAAUAUGAGCAGCUCAAGCAUGAGAAGAUAAGGAUCUAAUAAUUCACUAAUUAAUUAUUAUAAAGGAAACCACUAGCUUUCAAGUUAAACAUAAAGGAAUAAUUAUCAAUAAAAUGAUGAUAUUUCUGGACCAAUAAAAACUUUUGAUAACACAGCUAAUAUUUUAGAAGAUAUGAGAAAUAAGUAUAAUAUUCCUAAAGUUACAGAUAAAAAACCUCAGUAAAAUUAUGAAGAAGAUUUAUUGACCACAGGUUAGUACACAAACAUAAAAAAUAAUGUGAAAGAUGGGAGAAUGACAUUAAAUGAAAUCUAACACAAAAAGCAUCCUCUUACAAACGAAACUAGUCAAUAAUACUUGAAAAAUAAAUAAUCUUCUGAUGUUAGCUUCUAAUAAGGUAACUAAGAGCCGCACUAUUAGCAGUUUAAAAAUAAUUAUGAAAGCUUGGCUAAUUAAAAUUCUUAGCAGUAUAAUACACACUCUUAUUAAGGAUAAUCUUAUUAAUAAGAUAGUAAAGCUUUAAAUGAAAAUAGUUAUAGCUUUUUAGAAGAACCUUCCACAAGAAGAAAUAGAAUAAAUCAAGGUGAUAAUUUAAAAGAAGAAAUAUCUAAAAUAAAAGAUGAGCUAGUUCGUUAAAAAGUUGAUAACACAAAUAUGGUUUAAAAAAUAAAUGAUUUCAAAAAUUAGAAUGGAAUCAGCCAUUCCUCAUAAAAUGGAGGUUAAAAUCAUUAAAGUAAUAUUGUUGCUCCUACAGAGGCUCAAGUUAUGUUAGAAAACUAUAAAUUAUAUGCUUCCUAGCUAGAGAAGUCAUAUGAAAAAAUCGAAUAAUUGUACUAAAAAGAAGUCCAAGAUAAGCAACAAAGAAUAGAAGAGCUUUCUAAAUCUAUCAAUCAGAAGAAAUGUGAUUUAGAAGAAGAAAGUCAGUAUAGACUAAAACCUAAAUUAAAAACUACAAAAUCGAGAAAAACUUCAGUUAAUAAGAAGCCUACAAAAACAACAAAUUCAAUCACAACAUUGCACAGCAUAGGAAGAUCUAAAUCAGUUAUAAACACAUCUAAAAAAAUCUGA